This is a messenger RNA of Athalia rosae (coleseed sawfly), 2420 nucleotides long. RefSeq names its product DNA helicase MCM9-like. Gene Ontology annotation, cellular component: MCM complex; nucleus. Lineage: Eukaryota; Metazoa; Arthropoda; Insecta; Hymenoptera; Athaliidae. The record is from RefSeq and is a predicted model, not a curated record. Gene Ontology annotation, biological process: DNA replication; double-strand break repair via homologous recombination. Bases 360 to 2255 code for a protein of 631 amino acids. The transcript is spliced from 10 exons. Gene Ontology annotation, molecular function: single-stranded DNA helicase activity; ATP binding; ATP hydrolysis activity.
GACAUACAUAUAUACAUGUAUGGACCGAAUACAGCGCCGCUCUUCGGAAACACCUGUUUCAAUGAAUAGUGAACCGCUAAUAGUCGAAAAUAAGGCGCGAUAUCAAGAACUUGAAAAUACUAAAUAUAAACAAUGCUCACGGUUAAGUUGUUGGAAUUAGGAUGGUCCAAGACAUCUAAGGUUUUUUGACAAAAAAAAUACAGAAGAGAAAUCAAACACACGCAAAAUACCGAUCCCGCAGGAAAUUUUUGUACCCUCUAAAUCUACGGGAUUUUUCUACACCGAUAUCUGUCAACAUUAGCACGUGAACGGUUAACGUUAUUUUCAUCUAGUAUGUAGAUUUAUGGACAGUUGAAGAAAUGGAUGGAUACUUUUUGAAGUAUCACGUUCCUGAGCUGAUGAAAAUACUUGAAGCUGAAGAUGUAACAAAGCAUUAUUCAAUAGAUGUGAGUUUUAUAACAUUAUUUGAAGAAAAUCCGGAUAUUGGUAAUAAAAUUCUACACCGACCAAGAGAACACUUACCACUGUGCGAUCAGGCCGCACUAAUUGCAGAGGAAAAAUUAUGCAACGGUACAUUAACUGUGAAACAGAAAAUUCACACACGAAUAACUGGAAUCCCAAUAAAAGUGAACGAAGGUGAAAUUGGAGAGUUUAUUUGUGCCUCAGGGAUUGCCGUGCGGACAUCACAGCCAACUAUCAUCAAAGUUCGCCAGUGUUACGUCUGUCGUAAAUGCAAACACGAUACAAUUGUGGAGUUGGAAUGGGAGACUAGGAAGUUCAAAGAAACCAAGGAAUGUUCGGCGUGUCAGUCAAAAAGUAUCUCAACCAAUCCGACCUUGCAGCACUUUGACAGUUCUGACUAUCAAGAAAUAAAAAUUCAGGAAAACCGUCAAAUCGACACACAUAUCACACACUCCAGCGGCGUACGGGUGAUUCUUCUGGAUGAUUUGGUCGACAGAUGUAGACCUGGUGAUCACGUUGACGUGUGUGGAGUGGUGGUUAGGCAAUGGGACAAUCUAGUAGCGGGAAAACGAGCGGAAGCAACCACAUUUGUGAUGGCCAAUAGCGUCACUGUUCGCAGCAAAAUGAACGAAGCCCAAUUUUCGAGUAUGGAAGCUAAAGAUGUUUUUUCCAAGUACUGGGAAGCGCAUGAGGCCCAACCUUUGAUCGGAAGAGAUAUCAUACUUGGUUCAAUCUGCCGGCAGGUCUAUGGCAUGUACACCGUUAAACAAGCACUCGGUGUCGUGUUAGCUGGUGGAGCAUCGAAGACGCAACAGUCUGGUACACGCGUCAGAGGUGAGUCGCACCUACUACUGAUCGGAGAUCCAGGUACGAGCAAAUCGCAACUUCUUCGCACCGCAGCUAGACUGGCAGUUCGUUCGGUGUUGACAACUGGGAUCGGUUCGACAGCAGCCGGUCUGACAGCAGCAGCGAUCAAGGACGAAAGUGGUUGGCAUUUGGAAGGUGGGGCAUUGGUACUGGCUGACGGAGGAGUGUGUUGUAUCGACGAAUUUUCUUCGAUGCGUUCCAACGAUCGAGGCACUAUACACGAGGCGAUGGAACAGCAGACGAUAUCUGUGGCCAAAGCUGGACUGGUGAGUACGCUGAAUUCACGGUGCACUGUAAUUGCUGCUACGAACCCAACCGGCGGACGUUGCGUGAAUGGCAAAGAAGUGACAACGACAUUAGGAGACGCUCUUCUGUCCCGUUUCGAUUUAAUUCUCGUUUUAAGGGACAAUCGAAACGCUGAUUGGGACAGAAUGAUUUCGGGCCACAUUCUAGAAGCCCGCCAAAAAGAAAUUACAGAAGAUAAAAUCAACGUCUUGAUCAGCCCAAAAAAACGACUGGAGAUUAUGGAAUCGAAAAAUUCGUGGACCGAAGAGACUCUGCGAGACUACUUUGCUCUCAUUCGUACAAUGAAACCGGUGAUGAGUCCGGAGGCUUCUGAAGUGAUAAGAGCCACCUACCGAUACCAUAGAUUAAACCCUGACCGACGGGCUGAGAGAACAACCGUGCGUCUUUUGGACAGUCUCGUUAGGCUAGCCGAAGGACAUGCUCGUCUCAUGUACCGAAUGGAAGUAAAAGUGAUGGACGCUAUCGUUGCCGCGCAGCUUGUGGGAAUUGAGGAUCUCAGCAAUAAUCAUAGUUCCGCUACGGGAUGUCCAUUUCCAACAAAUCCGACUGACGUGUAUCGACAAGAAGGUGAGGAAAUUCUUAACAAGUUGAAUCUAGACCACCUUAGCGACUCCCUUUAACAACGUCGAAGCUGGACCUAGCUUACUUUAAUUUCAAAGCGUAAUACAACAAACACCUAGUGGAACCGUAGAGAAAUAAUCAAGCGGUUAUAUUUUUAAAUAAAUUGUUAAUUCAUUGAAAAGUCUUUUAAGUUUGAUUAAAGUACAGCCUGUGUCGAUAGUAAU